Candoia aspera is the source of this 1525-nucleotide messenger RNA. It is a transcript of the gene BSPRY, whose product is annotated as B-box and SPRY domain containing. Gene Ontology annotation, cellular component: cytoplasm. NCBI's taxonomy places the organism in Eukaryota, Metazoa, Chordata, Lepidosauria, Squamata, Candoiidae. The record is from RefSeq and is a predicted model, not a curated record. The transcript is spliced from 6 exons. Gene Ontology annotation, molecular function: ubiquitin protein ligase activity; protein binding. Bases 22 to 1203 code for a protein of 393 amino acids. Gene Ontology annotation, biological process: protein ubiquitination.
GCCGUCCCGCUCCCCGCCGCCAUGACCCAGCGCCCCGGAGCAGAGGAGCCGCCGGGCCGCCCGGCCUGUCCGGAGCACGGCCUGGACGUGUGCUGGUUCUGCUGCAGCGAGCGGCGGCCGGUGUGCGCCCAGUGCCCGGGCCAGGGCGGCUGCCGAGGCCACCGAGUGCGCCCGCUCGCCGAGGAAGCGGCCGAGCGGCGGAACCAAAUCGUGGACCACUGUGAAAGGGUUCAACUGCAGAGUGCUUCCAUCGCCAGAUUUGUGGCAGAGGUCCUGCCAGAAAAGAAACAGCACGUUGUGAGCACGGCCAGCAAAGCUCGAGAGGGCCUCAUCCGGCGCCUGAACUUCAUCAGGCAGGUAUGCGACAGCGAGGAGCAGCGGCUGCUGGAAGCGGCCCAGACCGAGGAGGAGCGGGCCCAGCAAAGCAUCCUGACCCAGGAGGUCCACUGGAGGGAGUCGCUGCAGAAACUGGAUGCCCUCCGGUCCUAUCUGGUGGCCGUGAUCACGGCCACCAACGACUGCAGCCUCGUGCAAGCGGAGGAGGAGAUCUCCCUGAGGACCGAGGAAGCCGAGGGGAUCCUGAUGCCCCGUGAAUCAAAGGAGUUGAGCUUCCAUUCAUGGUGCAUCCACAGUCCGCUGGCAAGACGGCUCUGGGCUUCGGCUGUUCUCUGCCGGGCCUCAGAUAACAUUCACAUUGAUGAGAAAACGAUUGGCCCUUUCUUGGCCCUCUCCAGCAACAGGAGGACAUUGACCUUCACCCCCAAGAUGGCCCGGAGAAUGGACCUGGAUGGCCCCUCUCACUUCGAUCAUUGGCCCAACGCCCUGGCUGAGGAAUCCUUCUGUGCAGGGAUCCACGCAUGGCGAGUCAACGUGAGUAAGAGCUGUGCAUUCAAACUCGGCAUCUCCUACAACUCACUGCAGCGUAAGGGGGCUGGCCCCGAAGCCCGCCUGGGCUACAAUCUCUCCUCCUGGAUCUUCUCCCGCUAUGAUAAUGAGUUCCAGUUCUCACACAACAGUCAGCACCUGAACAUGAAGCUGCUCAAGUGCCCUGCAGAAAUUGGGGUCCUGAUUGACUUGGACGAAGGCGAGCUUGUGUUUUAUGACCCCGAGUCCUGUGCUGUUCUCCACAUGCACCAAGAAACCUUUGCCGCCCCCAUCUACCCAGUCCUGGCCGUGGCCGAUCAAAGCAUUUCUCUGGUGUGAGAGCAACUCUGGGAAGGUGAGGGAAGGGAUCUGCGUUUUAAUGAACUGGCAUUAGGGUUCAGCUGUGGAUCUGUAACCCAGAAUGUGACUCCCACUCUAGGAUUGCUUAACAAAAAAGGCGACUUGCCUUACCAUAUCAUUAGCAAGGGAGGUACAUGCUGGCUUGCUCGGGGAAGAGAUGGGAUAGAAAGAUUCCAAGUAGAGAAACAUCAAGGAAUCUUUCACUAAUCAAUGACAGCUGCAAAUUUAGUCUGUAAACCAUGACCUGGAAUAGGCAAAAGGGCUCUGGAAUACUCCAAAUCAGUAAAGUUCUUCCACUCUA